GUCCACUUACCUAACUUUUCCUGUUUACCAUGGAACAAGAAAUCCUUGUGGUCGUGCUCCCUGCGUGAACAACGCCAUUUGUCAAUCCGGUUUUACACACAAGCGAUAUCGAUGCAUAUGUUCUGAUGGAUUUACGGGAUCCCAAUGUGAACAAGAUAUUGACGAAUGUGCAAAGAAAACUCACGAAUGUGAUGCUAAUGCUGAAUGCCAUAAUACUGUGGGAUCAUUUGUCUGUAAAUGCAAACCUGGUUACGAGGAAAAUGGUCAAAUUUGUGUGGAAAUUUUGGGCUGUGAACAAAAUCCAUGUUACAAUGAAGGGGCCUGUAUCCAGCAAAGUAAUGGAUACAACUGCACAUGUUUACAAGGAUUCACUGGCGCUCAUUGUGAAACAGAUAUCGACGACUGUGCCAGCAGUCCUUGUUCAAACAAAGGAACCUGCGUUGACCAAAUCAACAAAUACAGAUGUAGCUGUGCAACUGGGUUUAGUGGAAUAAACUGUGAAAUAGACAUUGACGAGUGUGCUCAAAAUACUCACACUUGUAGUUUGACUGGUGGGGUUUGUAGAAAUUCGCCAGGAUCAUUCAUGUGCAGUUGUAAACCCGGGUUCAUCGGAGACGGACACACAUGUCAAGGGUAUAUAAAAAACUCAAAUAUACUGUCGAAAAAUGAAUCUUACCUCGCAUAUCUUCGUGAAUUCUUGGUCCCUGCCGUUGGAAAUGAUGCCAAUUGGUGGCUAUGCUACCGCGCCUCUUUACAUGGUUGGACUGGAGAGAAGUUCCACACGGCUUGCGAUGGAAAGAAAAAUACCCUAACAGUUAUACAGAAAGACCAGUAUGUUUUUGGAGGGUACACUGACGUUCCAUGGGGUUGUCCUCUGGGAGCAAGAACAAAGGACCCAUCAGGUCGCUGUUGCGUAUUUCCUUUCAAGUAUAGAGGACGUUCCUACGACUCCUGUAUAAGGAAACUUUCAUUUAAACUAUGGUGUUCAUUCGAUGCUGACUACAAUGAUGAUUGGGAUUACUGUGAUGACGAUCCAUACAUUGGUUAUCGUAGGACAGACAAGGCUUUUAUUUAUUCGCUCGAAAACAAAGAAGUUCUGAUGCCAUUUAAGAGUAUGGUGAAAGAUGGUUCUCAAGCCAUUUACAUGGACAUAAGCUAUGGUCCAACAUUUGGUGGGGGCCAUGAUAUUUAUAUUGCGAACAACGCAGGUCAAAAUUCUCAUUCAUAUGCCAGGCUUGGCCAAACCUUCUUGGCUCCAAGUGAAGUAAAGGAUAAGAAUACAGUGUUAGCUGGGAGUUACAAUUUUAAUCCCGAUGAAGUAGAGGUUUUCUAUCACCCUUAAAGCUGGAAUCUCAAUAACAAUCCCUCUUGAAGAAUAGUAUGCCUGCAUGUGAUAAACAAGAGUCUACAUGCUUCAGUCGUAGUGACCAGGAUGACCUCCACGGUUAUGGGCCACUCAGCUCGACUCGUGCACAGCCUUUUGGUUAUGCCUAGCGUUAACUGGAGUUUAAGUUGAAGGUUCUUUACUUUUGUUAUUGAUAUUAUUGUUACAUUCUUUGCAGUAAGAUCUGUCGGAUGAACAGCUUAUCCGGCUUGUGCUUUCAAUCAAGUUUUUAUUUAUGUCUAAUCAAAAUUACGUAGUUCAAUAUCAUAUUUAAACUGGGGGAAGUAAAGAACAGCUUAAACAAAGCCUGCGGAAUAGCCAGGUUUUUAUAACCUAUUUUAGAGUCGUAAAACCACGACACGUCACAUAAUCAUUUUGAAAUGUUAAUCUUUACGCGUUCACCAAAGUCAGGUAACAACGGGAUUCUUCGCGGGGUACUUUCCUGUAAAUGCAAUUAAUUCUGUCGUUUCACUCGCACUCGUGACAACAGGGGCGACGUUUUCCUCCUUUGGAGAAAGUGCUUCUGCCAUCUGAUCGUUUCACGUCAGUGACCUCAUUUUCCGCAUUUAGAGAGUGAAGUAGAUCCUGCGUCCAUUUCCAGGUAUCUCAAAAUGGCGUCGUCAUGAAAUGAAACCAUCACCAUGGCUAGUACUCAGCCAAAACUAAGAAAUCCUGGGAAAAAAACUUCCGUAAAGGGAAGCAGGGAUUGUUGAAAGCCAGCUAUCAGCAAAGAGUUAUUUUCCAAGUGAAGUAAAGGAAGAGGAUACAGUGUUAGCAGGGAGUCUCAGUUUUACUCCCGAUGAAGUAGAGGUGUUCUAUCUUCCUUAAGGCUAGUGAUUCGCGCUAACGUAACUAAGCGUUGCUUAAAUUUACAGGCGACAGAUGCAUAGAUUAUUUCUACGCUGGUUGCCAACGUUAACAUCGGCAACAGCCAAACUGCAAAGGAAAUGAAUGAAAUGCGUUUUAAAUAUGAAAUUACACUUGAGGGGCUGAAAUAUUCGCAGCGAAGUGUUACUUACAAUUCUGUUGGGUAGUCCAUAAAUCUUUACACGGUUCUUUACAUGUUCUUUUAGCGGAUGUGUUCGGUCGGCUGUUAGACAAUUCCAAGUAUUUAAAUUCGUUGCGCCUAUUUAAAUAUAAAAAAGGCUAAUUCGACUCCACAUUCUUUGCUACUGAAUUUUGGUGCCAAAACGGAACAGCUACACAAAACGUUAUUGACCUAAAGAAAAGGUUGAAAUUCUUAGUGCACUAAGCGCAAAUCAGCUACACUUACAAAAGCAAUUCUAUUGCAAUUUUUAGACAUGUACUCUAAGUAAUUAAGGAAUGUUGCACUCCAUCUACUGAAGAAUGUAAAUUUUAUAACAGUAAGUGUAAAGAGAAAUGCUGGGCGGUAACCGGCGAUGAAUUGAAAUUGCAUUCAGGAAAAGACUAUCUGCUUGUUAAAAGGCUGAUAGUUUCGAAAGAAACUGUUUGGGGCUGCGUCGGUGGGAGUAACGAAAUAAU
Messenger RNA from Stylophora pistillata, 2887 nucleotides. RefSeq lists its product as uncharacterized. The record is from RefSeq and is a predicted model, not a curated record. NCBI's taxonomy places the organism in Eukaryota, Metazoa, Cnidaria, Anthozoa, Scleractinia, Pocilloporidae. Gene Ontology annotation, molecular function: calcium ion binding.